Molecule: messenger RNA, 678 nt
Organism: Symbiodinium sp. CCMP2592
Lineage: Eukaryota; Dinophyceae; Suessiales; Symbiodiniaceae
Source: the annotation of a GenBank genome assembly
AUGAAGACCACGAGCCUCCGGGCAGCGGCUGUGGCCCACAGCUGCAUCUGUUUCACUGGCAGUGUGCGGGUGCAGCUGCAUGAAGAACGUCUGAGCCUACAGCCAGCACAGGAACACGGUGAGCAAGAACGUUUGGAUUUAGACGGCAGCAGCCUGGUAUGGAAGGCCCUACAGAGCAAAAUCGAUGCAGAUCUUCGGCGCUGCCAGGCUCUGGCCAGGAUGUUAAUGGAGCGCUGCGUCCUGGAAGAAGUCGCGCCGUCUGAUCGAAUCGUGGCCGGUGGCAGUGAGCUCUUCACGAAAUAUGCAGCAUGCCAAAACGUUUGGUUCGAGAUAGCCAUGAGGCUCGUCACCGUAGCCCUGGUUGCUGCCGUCGGGAGCGAGAACGGCCUGGAGUUGGUUCUGGGAUAUACAUUGUGCACUGCGAUUGCUGUAGGCACCUUCCGACCCUUCCGGCAACACCAGGUGAAUGAUCUGCAGUGCAUCUGCUUCUUGUGCUGGGUGUUCGUGCCCCGCGCAGCCCUGGUUGCGCCGUGUAUCGUGGCAGCGGUGCAGGCGUUGCGGCCAGAUGGGCCGGAAGCAUUGGCCUUGCGCCUCUUCAAGGAUGCAGAGGCGAAGUGGCCGGCGCUUCAGCGGGGUGAAACUGUGGAGCUCUCUCUGCGGAACAUCGCACUUUUGUGA